AUGGCUUCAAAUUCGUCCCUCUAUGAACAGAUCUUAACGGAGAUACGGACUCCUCUUGAAAAGGCAGUGAACGAUGCACUGUCUUCGUCGCAAGCGAGUGGCGGCACAUCUCGCAUACGUCUUGAGGCUUGCCUCGACUAUGCACACAGUGGCAUUCCACAGAGUGCACAAAGGGAGACACAAAGAGUUACGCUGGCGACUAUUGAACUGCCCUCACUUUCAAGAGGACCUGAUAGUGGAGAAGGAGCAGGAAAUGCUGGACGCCAACAGUCGAAUUGUAACGAACAGAACCCCCAGCUUCCAGGCGGCGUUUCCGAUGAUGGCUCUCCGGAACGUAGCGCUCGCCACCUCAAACGCCGAAGAAUGGUCGGCGGUCUGAGGUUGGCCAAGUCUGCGCCUACUACCCGAGAUUCCUCGCUCGACAAGGGUUCAUCACGCCGCCUGACGAGCAACGUUCGCCAAUUUUCGAAGCGAAAUGUGCAAGCCAUCACGCCCCAGCAGGAGCACACUCCGUUCGAACGACUUGUCGUCGGGUCGUCAACAUCUGUAGGAGUUACCUUCCCAUUAGCCAUCGGUGGAGAUGUUGCUUUUCAGACCAUGAAUCACUGUUGUCGCCAAAUCACACAAGUAAGCCGUUGCUGCAGAUCGCUCGAAGUCAUUGUACAGGCUCGAUGGAUACAAUGCUACGACGAGCAAGUGCAAAAGCUUAUGGCGGAAAAUCCCAACCAAUCAAUUUCCAAGGCUCGCAUGCACGCUCUUGCAGCCGCAAGCAAGGACUUUGGAUGGACUCAGAAGGAGCUGCGGAAUAAAAUAGCUAUUUGGCGCGGCUACGACAUUAUUCGAGAAGCCGGAGGUUGGGUUUCUCUGAUCUUUGCCGGCAUGGGCCUCUAUCGUUUUUGCAAGUAUCGUCUAGGAUUCUGCCCUAAAAACAUGACAAUCCUGAAGAGACUCCGUUUGCGAUUCGAAGUCGCUGCCGAUACUAUUCACCCGGAAUGGCGUCAAAUGCUAUCCGUUGUUGGAGAACAAACAACUUGCACAUAUUUUGGACAUCCCUGCGACUGGGUCGUUGGAAAAGACGAUCCGCCUAUCCCACUGGCCGAUACCUAUCUACAGUGGACAUCGGACUUCAAUUUCGAGCACUUGGAGGAUAGCAUCAUAGAUGAGCAGGCCUGGGGCUCAAUCGAUCCACGCACGGAAACUCAAAAAUUCCAACAUACGUUACCAAAACGGUUUUCUUGCGCGAAAUGCAGUUCGAUACAGUCUAAUGACCCCAGUACGAAUGAAUGCGACUGCUUUCCCACUCUUUUUGGAAGCGGUUCACGCCAACCAUGUCCAGUUCAAAUCUUUCGCACUGACAAUGGAAGAAACAAUGGUCUACUUGCCUGCUGUCCAUUCGAUCGCGGGACGGCGAUCGGCGAGUUUGUCGGUGUUAUUACAAAAGGCCUACGAGAUCUCGACGUUAUGCAAAUGUCUGGGCCAGCGGGUAUAUACCAGAUCUGGCAAGGCCGUCAAGGGAACUACACCCGCUUUGUGAACCACUCCUGCCAGCCGAACUCGCAGUACGAACGGUUCGUAUGGCUUGGUGUGCAGCGGGUCGUGCUGGUGUCCAAAGGCAUCUCCGCCGGCGAGGAGAUUACGGUUGACUACUCCGAUGAUUAUUGGAGUUACUUGGACAAGGAAUGUUUAUGUGGUGAGAAUUGCUGCCGAUUCAAAAAGAAGAGAGCGAGUUGA
Molecule: messenger RNA, 1731 nt
Organism: Cladophialophora bantiana CBS 173.52
Lineage: Eukaryota; Fungi; Ascomycota; Eurotiomycetes; Chaetothyriales; Herpotrichiellaceae
Exons: 5
Coding region: 1-1731 (576 amino acids)
Molecular function (GO): protein binding
Source: RefSeq, a predicted model, not a curated record